Molecule: messenger RNA, 777 nt
Organism: Diplodia corticola
Lineage: Eukaryota; Fungi; Ascomycota; Dothideomycetes; Botryosphaeriales; Botryosphaeriaceae
Product: ctlh domain-containing protein
Exons: 4
Coding region: 1-777 (258 amino acids)
Biological process (GO): proteasome-mediated ubiquitin-dependent protein catabolic process
Cellular component (GO): nucleus; cytoplasm
Molecular function (GO): protein binding
Source: RefSeq, a predicted model, not a curated record
AUGAGCUCCUCAACCGUGGUCUCGACGGCUACGCCGAGGCCCUCUCACCCCUUUGACCGCCGCGUCGAGGAGAUCAAGCCCUCGAAAUCAGACAUCAAUCAUGUCAUCAUGGACUACCUUGUCAGCGAGGGCUAUCCGAUGGCGGCGAAGCGAUUCGCGCUCGAGGCCAACAUUCCGCACAGCGCCGAGCCACAGUCGAUACAAGAGCGCGUUGACAUCAGGAAUGCCAUUCAUGCGGGGAACAUCGAGUCGGCUAUCCACCAGAUCAACGAUCUCAACCCUCAGAUUCUCGACCAUGAUCCAGCAUUGCACUUUGCGCUCUUGCGCCUGCAACUGAUCGAGCUCAUUCGGAAGUGCAUGUCAAGCCCGAACGCUGACAUCACCCCGGCACUCACGUUCGCAACGUCGGAGUUGGCACCGCGUGCUCCAACCAACACGGAGUUUCUCGAAGACCUUGAGCGUACCAUGGCGCUCCUAAUCUUCCCGCCCGAGAACCUGGCGCCACCGCUCGCGCAGCUGCUCGACCCCUCGCUUCGUCAAACCGUCGCAACAAGGGUCAAUGAAGCCAUCCUGUCCAGUCAAGGUGCCAAUCGUGAGGCUCGCAUCAAACAGCUCGUCAGGCUACGUGCGUGGUCGGAACAGAAGGCCAAGGAGGCGCGCAAGCAUAUUCCAGCGAACUUGAGCUUGGGACUGGACUCCGAGAAGACAUCAACCGACGAUGACGAUGACGAAGUAAUGAACAAUGGCAAUGGGGAAGCCGACGCGAUGAGGGACUGA